AUGAGACUCCCGCAGCACGCGCACGACCUCUCGGCCCAGCUGGGGCCGCUGGCGCCGGAACGGCGGUGGAUCAUCGCCGGCGGGGCAGUUCUCACUCUCCUCUUUCUCGGAUACUUUAUGUUUGGCAACGAAAGCAGCGUUGCAGCCAUGAGCGUGUUCCACAUUGUCGCAUUCAAGCUCGCGCGCACCUCCGACCUGCCCGACCUCACGGCCCGGUUCCUGCAGCUGCAAGCCAGUUGCCAGCUCGACGGGCGCCCCUACAUCCGCUCCCUGAGGGGAGGCAAGCAGACUUCGCCCGAGAAGCUCGACGGGGGCAUGCAGGUCGUCUUUCUUGCCGAGUUUGCCAAUCAACAGGAACUCGAGUACUACGUCUUCCGCGACCCGGUGCAUGAGGCGUUCAAGAAGGGUCUGGAGGACCUUGGCGUCGAAAGCGUCACUGUGCUCGACUUUACGGACGGGGUUUGGCCUCAGUAA
Molecule: messenger RNA, 474 nt
Organism: Trichosporon asahii var. asahii CBS 2479
Lineage: Eukaryota; Fungi; Basidiomycota; Tremellomycetes; Trichosporonales; Trichosporonaceae
Exons: 2
Coding region: 1-474 (157 amino acids)
Source: RefSeq, a predicted model, not a curated record